GCCCCGGAUGUUGGCUCGGCCGCUGAGCGAGAGGCGAAGUGGGGAGAAGGCAGGCGGAGAGAGAGAAGCAGUGAAGGGACGCCACGGCACCGCAGGCACACCGGCGAACCUUCAGCGGCUCUUUGCCCGGGAGGACAAGCGUUUGAGUACGCGGCGGACACCCUCGGGAAACACCCCCCCCCCCCCCGGACCACGGACGGUUGAAGGUUGGAGCAGUUAAGUGCGAAACUACCGCGAGGAUUACGGAGACCACCGUCAACAUCAGCUCUCUCUCUCCCCCCCCCACCCCCCACCCGACACACAUACACACACAAUUCGCCUUGGAGAAGACAGCAUGCUGAUGUCCUGAUUUGAGGGUCCAGACUUCAGCUUAUCACCCCCACCUGCUCCUCUCCCUACCAGUCAGUCAAUCAAGUCCCUACAGAGUUCACCGGUUUACCUUCAGGCUUUAGGGUUUACCCUCCCCACCCCCUCUUCCUGCUGCCCAGCCUGUCGUCACCAUGACGUCGGAGCUGGAAAGUAGCCUGACCUCUAUGGAUUGGCUUCCUCAACUUACUAUGCAGGCAGCCAUCCGCAAGGCCGACAGCCAGCACGGCCAUGGGCCAGGCAUGGGCAAGAAGAGCACCCUUCUGGAUCCCAACACCACGUUGGACCAAGAGGAGGUGCAGCAACACAAGGACGGCAAGCCGCCCUACAGCUACGCAAGCCUCAUUACCUUCGCCAUCAACAGUUCGCCAAAAAAGAAGAUGACGUUGAGCGAGAUCUACCAGUGGAUCUGUGAUAACUUUCCCUACUACAGAGAGGCAGGAAGUGGCUGGAAGAACUCGAUACGGCACAAUCUGUCAUUGAACAAAUGUUUUCUCAAAGUGCCUCGGUCCAAAGAUGACCCGGGAAAGGGCUCUUACUGGGCCAUUGACACCAACCCAAAGGAGGAUGCCUUGCCGACGCGACCCAAGAAACGGCCGCGGUCCGGAGAGCGGGCAUCUACGCCAUACAGCCUGGAGUCGGAGUCUUUGGGGAUGGAGUGUAUGAUCUCUGGAAGUGCCUCUCCAACGCUGGCAAUCAACACUGUGACUAACAAGGUGGCACUGUACAACACGGACCAGGAAGGGAGCGACAGUCCGAGAAGCAGCCUUAACAACAGUCUGUCCGAUCAGAGCCUGGCCUCCGUCAAUCUCAACAGUGUGGGCAGCGUGCACAGCUACACGCCGGUGACCAGUCACCCCGAACCUGUAUCCCAGUCUCUGGGCCUCCAGCAGCCCCAGUCCCAGUACAACAUGCCCGACAGAGACAAGCAGCUCAUGUUCUCUGAAUUUGAAGAUCUCAGUGCCUCCUUCCGCAGCCUUUACAAAUCCGUCUUUGAGCAGUCUUUCAGCCAACAAGGUCUGAUGGGAAUACCUCCAGAUGCGUCACAACAGACCCACACGUCCUGCUCCUAUCAGCACUCCCCCAGCGGCGCCGUCAGCACGCAGAACAACCUGUCCAACAACCAGCCCAACAGCCACUCCAACAACAGCGGCCAGGUGCCCCUCUCCCACCCGGCCCAAGCCCACCCCGGACACGGCUCCCCGCAUGCGCAGCACCUUCCGCAGCACCCCGGCCCGCACAACCAGCACCCGCAGCACGGCCAGCACCCGCAGCAGCACCCGUCCCACGGCCACCACCCGCAGCAUCCCGCCCAACACCCGCAGCACAGCCAACACCCUCCACAGCAUCAGAGCCUCUCCCACCAGCCGCAUCCUGCCCAGCAGCAGAUGGCCUGCAAUCCAGGUUUACUUUCUGACUGGUACCCCAAUCUGGACGCACUGAAAGAAAGCUGCCGCAUUGCGAGCAGCUACAACUGGGCUGAUGUGGACCUGUCACCUUUCCAAGGAUUGCGAGAAAGUAUGAGGCAGGCAGAAUUGAACAACUGGUCGCUGGAGCCCACACAGAUUGCCGACCUGUGCUCGUCCAUCAACCAGUUCUUCGCCCGCACCGGCGUCAUCCAGCCGCAGGGGACCGUGCAGCCGGCCGUCUGCCACGCGCCCAUGCACCCAAACAAACCCAGCCAGCACAUCGGCACAGGAAAUCUCUACAUGGACUCCAGACAGAGCAUGUCAAUGAUGGGUCCCCCAGGGUAUCCGCACAUGCCCCCCAUGAGCAGCACAGGACCCACUAUGACUGCACACCACCCGCAGAUCAACCAGCAGCAUAUGAUGCCGAGCAGAAAUUUCCAGAUGCAUCGCAUGCCGGCCGAUGACAUCCAGGAUGAUUUCGACUGGGACUCCAUUGUGUAGCUGCCUCCUUUUUUCUUUUUUCUCUCCCCCCCCCCCCAAACAAAAGGAGCGGAGAGCGAUGAGAGAAGGAGGAGGUGGAAGCAAGAGGAAAUCAAGCUAGGCUAAAAAAGGCCACAGGAGGGGGAGGAUAUGGAGGAAGAGCACCCCCCUCAUCCUUGCCCACCCACCCUCCUUACUCCCCUUCUAAGUGGGUGAACGUUAGACGGGCUGCCCUGAGACAUUUUUACAUAACCAGAAAAAGACAAUCAUACUAGUGGGACAGGAUCAUGUACGUCUCCAGUCCCUCUCGCUCCCACCACCCUUACCAGGGGCCUUCCGAAAACCCCCUGCAAACCACCCCUCGCCCCCGCCCCGUUUGGCCCCACUUUUAGCCACUCCACCAUUGUUCUGUGAUUUUGAGCUAGUGAUUCUUCUUCUCGUGUUGGCCUCAGCUGCCUUGUGGAUGGGUUUAGUGCUGUCUCUCUCUUUUCUUUUUUUAAUUAAUCUUUUUAUUGUUUUGUAAAAGAAACGCAGGCCGCCUCUGUGAGUCGUGACUGCGCGCUCGGCGGUGGAGGAGGGCCCCUCCGUGCGGCUGGCAGCGACGUUUGGAUUACGCUGGCUGAGGUUUUGAACAGGGUGUAUAAAAAUAAAGGGCCUUCGGGCCUUCUGUUAUCCAUAGAAAACCAUCGAAUGAAAGCCAAUCAAUGUGAUUAUACAAAGGAGUGUUUGGGCCAUAUUGAAAGGAAAAAAAAAAGGUAAAAUUACAGGGAAAAAAAAAGUCAGCCAAGGGUUGCAAAAGGUUUAUUUUGAAUUUUAAUUCAAGUCAUUGUGGUGUGUGUGUGAUAGCAACAGGAUACCAAAAGUUAUGUUUGUUUCGUUCCUGAAGGUGUAGGCACAUCCGUAUAUCCGUCAUUCUAUCCAUCAAUAUUCCCUUUGAAGUAGUGCUUCCCAACUUUUAUUGAGCCAACGUAUACAUUUUAAAUCUCAUAGGAUGCGCCCAAAUGAAAAUCUACUAAAAUAAUAAUGAUCUGGUUUCAAUUCACUCAGACGAAUCUGGGCCAGUUUAUUGAACACAUAGCUUAUAUCCUUGUUAUAUGAAAGGCAGCUUUAUGUCGGAAAAUAUAGAUGAAGAGACAUUAUAAUUCUAUAAUAUAAUUUUUGUAGUAAAAGUAAAAUUGGAUAAUGUCCGGCUCGCGCAGUGGUUGGGAAUAACUGCUUAAGGGAUGGCCAUGGUUAUCAAUAAAUUGAUGCUUAAGAAUGAACGGUUGAUUAGUCAUGUCUGGAAGCAAUUGAGACAAAAUAGAGUUCCUCUUCUGACUACACCUCGUCAAUACACUGUCAGUCAUCAUCGACUUCACGCCCAUGCAGGCACUUUUCUUACAAUUUUGUGCCUGCCGUUCUAAUUGAUUUUCUUAAAAUCAGUCGAGAGAACGUUUUCCCGUGGUGAUCGAGGACAAUACCCACCCCUCAUUCCUUUUUAGAUCUAGCAGCCUAUUGAUCAUAAAAGGGGUCAUUCAUAACAGCUAAGUCAAGCAGCACGCAAAGAAACGCUUAAAAUCUACUUCUGAAAUUAAAACAGGAUCCUCUCGCUGGCGUAUUCGCAAUAAGAAAAUGGCGCAAAUGUCAGUCUGGUUAGAAUGAGGCAGAAAUCUUUUGCGUUAGCGUAAAAUACUCCACUAAGAUUUCUUCUGGAUUCCAGAUGGUCCAUCCUUAAAAUACGUCUAUUCACAGUAGAGCCAACAAGGCAAAGAGAUCACGAAAGCUUCGUUCGACAUUUACUCGCAGACGCUAAGCUAUCCAAUUCACCUGCAGCGGCUGCUUGGUCAGUGGGCAGCGAGCAUGCGGGUGAAGCAGGCUGAGGAGUCGGCUUAGGGAUAGGGCCGAGUUAGUUUUGCAGUAAAGCUUUUGAUUUAUUUUCAGUCACGUUAUUGGUCGUUUUGUGUCCGCCGUAUUGAUCUGGAGGAUACGCUCUGCUUGAAACUGAGACUACCAGACUGGCGUUUGAUCAUUUUCUCCAUAUAACUGUAAUCGCGUCAUCGGUUCUUUUAAAUUUUCCAAUCCUGUUGCAUGUGCUAAGAUGGAGGGUAAACAGUUAAUAACGGUACAGAAAAACAUGGAGUGUAGUGUCCAAAAUGAACCAUAUUGAUCUCAACCACCACCUAAUUGUGUGCCAUAAUACAUACACGUAUGGAAAAAUUCUUCACAACUAAGCUAAGAUGAUCUGAAACAGCAUGUACAUUGCCCAUCAUGGACCUCAAGGCUCGAUAGCAGUUGGUAUCGGGAGAGACGGCUGCCAUUGCGGUCAUCAAAGAAUCCACUCUACAUUCGAAUAACGUCACGGCAACAACGAACGGCUGUCCAAUGUAUUUUAUAAAUCUGCGUGACUGAAGAAGACCAAACUUCAAAUGUAAAUGCUGAAAAUGGAGGUGUGUGUAUGACUGGCAGACUAAAACGAGUCCUACAACAGGCUUUUCUACACGGAUGUCCUGUUUCAAUUAAAUGUGCGAAAUACUGUAUGUACCGUGACAAAUUGACAAAUGUUCCGCCUUCUCGCCCGGGUUCAAAAUUGGCGCUAGUGAAUGAUUGAAUGAGACUUUGUCCCUCCCGCUCGCAUUGUCACAGCACACUAAUUCACCACUGGGUCGACUUCCAAAAUGGCAGCCGUGUCGAGAGGCUCGUGACAUCCCGAAAAAAAAGAAAAAAUAACAAUUUAUAGUCUCACGCUGGGUUAGGCUAAUCCAGGCUAGGGAUUGGCUAAAUUUGGGGUUUGCGUCAGGGUUCGCGGUUUCAGUUAGGGGGUGGAGGUCAUGUUCAGAGUACUUCUUCGUACCUGCCAGAAAACCAAAAUGUUGCCUCAGCAAGUUAAUCAAGUCGCUCACAUUAGGUUUUGGUUUGGGUUUAGCAUAAAGCUGUUGUUCUCAAAUUCAUUAGACCAAGUACUAUCUCAAAAUACACUGAACUCGUCAUGACUAACAUUAAAAUUCAGUUGCGUAGACUCAUAAAAUGUAUAUAUAGUAGUAUCGUAAACCACUGCAACAUUAAGCACCGUUUAAACAUGAACAUGGUGCUUGGGUAUAGGAAACUACUACUUAAAACACCGAAAAUAAAAUGUGAAUUUUCCCAAUAGUUUUCAAAACAAGCAGUUCUAACACAUGAAAUGCAAUUAUUGUACUUUAGUUAAAUACAAGUAAACGAUAAUUCAUGUAGUUUUGUACUGGAUUAAAAAAAUGAAAAAUAAAAAAAACACUUAAGUCAUAGUAAUAUGCCAAGGUUAUACAUUUAAUUCCAUUAACUGGAAACUCUAAAUUGCCCCUCGGUGUGAUUGUGAGUGCGACUGUUGUUCGUCUCCAUGUGCCCUGCCAUUGGCUGGCAACUGGUUCAGGGUGUACCCCGCCUCCUGCCCGUUGACAGCCAGGAUGUGCUCCAGCACUCCCGCGACCCUCGUGUGGAUAAGCGGCUCAGAAAAUGGAUGAACAUUUAAUUCAGUUAAUUUGUUUACCGCUAGAGGGAGCCCUUAUACCGCCCUGAGACUCAAUCACAGGGUAAAGGUCAGAGGUCGGUUAUGGCUAGUGUUUAAAGUACCUCAGAUUACUGAUCAAUAGGCUCAAUUCUUCCCCUAGAAAAGUGUCACUUUUAUUUUCAUAACAUAAUGAAGAUGACUUUUCAAUGCUGUAUUGGGAGUUUUAGCACUUUGGGUAUUCGGAUCAUUUUUAGUUGGGCUAAGCACAAGCUUUUUUUUUUUUUUUUUUUUUUUUUUUGCUGAAAAGCACACAAGAAAGAAAACAGGGUGACUGGCAGUUCUGGAAACUUCCGUAUAAGAUGAGCGCUAAAACAGCAACACUCACAUGGUGCAAAUUUUCACAUAGUUGGUCAUAAAUUGUGUCAUCCUAAUUUUCCAUUUCAUCUGAUACUUACGGUUUUGGCUCUUGCACUCGUCGGGAUGGACAUUUGAUCGGCCAAGAGAAAAAAUUCAUCGUUUGUUAGUUUUUGGAAAACGCUUUUAAUUGGAUGGAAAUCAGAUUGAUCGCUGAAGUCUAAACACUUAUUUCCGUGACGCUGUUAACGUUGAAUAGAAAAACAGUGCCCGGAGGACUCAAUUCCCAUUGCUGACGUCAUAUUUUCCUCUCUAGACAGAAAAAUGAUUUUCAACAGAGCGAUGACAAAGUGCAUUUUACCUCAAUUGCAGCAAUCAAUUCCACACUUUUGACCAAAUUCUUUAUGAUCACUCCGUCGACUAAUCAAUCAUUAUGCCCGUGCCAAAUUAAGAAUGUAUUCGAAAACAGAGGCCAUGUUGUUAACCCCCCCCCCAAUGAUUCUACAGUGAAGAAAAUAAGUAUUUGAACACCCUGCUAUAUUGCAAGUUCUCCCACUUGGAAAUCAUGGAGGGGUCUGAAAUUUUCAUCAUAGGUGCAUGUCCACUGUGAGAGAGAUAUUCUAAAAAUAAAAAUCCAGAACUUGAGCACCGUUGAUCGCGUCAGUGAUUAUGCGACGCCUACUCCUUAAAAUGCAUCUUACUUUUGAAUAUGUGUGGACAUUUCCUUCACGCUGCCGCGGCUGCUUUAGAGCGCCUCGUUGUCACAGCAUGGAAACCCCACGGUCACGACACUUGCUGCUGUGUCAAAUUUAGAAGAUAUUUUCUUUUCACUUUACAGGAACUUUAAGGCAGAAUCCCAUUAAAGGGGAAUAUUUUUAUGACAAUCAUUUAUAAUCGCGCAGAAUGUGCAAAAUUAGCCUCCAAAAUUCAGGGAUGGGUAACUUUUUUUUUUUUUUGUCGCUUGCCACGUUGUCGUCUUAAGACAGCAGCAAACUAACAAGUCGAAUCGAUCGUUUCCGAGACGCAACUAAUCAAUUGAAUUGAUCGACGCUCGCACCCAUCCCCGUUGUCAAAGUGGACGGAGGUAAAGUUUGUUUCACUUCUUCCCGGUGAAGAAGACAAACAACUCGAAAAAAAAAAAGGGAAAUCAUUGAAGAAAAAUGACUGGAUCACUUUAUUUGUUGCUUGCUUGAACUAAUGUGUGUGCUGGUGUGAUGAAAGAAAAUUAAAGAGGGGUGGGGGUCAAAGGUCAUUUUUACUUGCCAGAGAGAUUAUUUGGGAGAUUUUAACACAUUUUGAAUGAGAUGAAAAAAAUCCCUGUUGGAGCUUGUUUUUUUUUCUUUCCCAAAAUCAGUCAUCAUCAUCAUCAUCAUCGUCGGACUGGACUAUCAAUUGAAAGGAUUGGUCGCUUCCUUCAGUGCUGGUGUGUCGUCGCGCUUGUACAUAUUUGUCUCUUUUCAAUCACACACACAACCGCCCCCCCCCGUCUUUUUUUUCCUCUCUCAGGGGGCCAGGGGGAGGUCACGAAAUAAACGAGGGAGGGGAAAGAAUAUUUUGUUAUUGUCCAAUCAGAGGGUGACAGUAUGUAUAUAUCUAUAUUGUAUAUAUGUGAUGAAAAUGCGUCGGCUUUUUUUUUUUUUUUUUGGUGUGUGUGACACUACCUUUUACCUGUACUUUGUUUCUACAUUCAGUGUUUCAGUGUUGCUAAUAUAUAUUUGGUUUGUGUUUCAUUGUUUUUAUUCCGUCUUUGUCAUUUCUCGUUUGUUCUCCUAUUCCCCCACCCCCGCCGCCCACCCCCCCUUUUUUUUUUUAAUUGCACGAUUUAUUACUUUUGCUGUCUGAUGAGUUGACACGGCUACUCUUUGUAUACGUUUAGUGCUGUAAAGUGUUAUUAGAAUCGUCAAUACCACCGGAACCCGUACCCGAGCCUCCUCCUUGCCCAAUAUGCAUGAAUGGCACUUAAAAGAAAUAAAAUAU
Messenger RNA from Syngnathoides biaculeatus (alligator pipefish), 8046 nucleotides. RefSeq names its product forkhead box J3 (gene foxj3). Gene Ontology annotation, biological process: regulation of transcription by RNA polymerase II. The record is from RefSeq and is a predicted model, not a curated record. The transcript has 12 exons. Bases 501 to 2276 code for a protein of 591 amino acids. Gene Ontology annotation, molecular function: RNA polymerase II cis-regulatory region sequence-specific DNA binding; DNA-binding transcription factor activity, RNA polymerase II-specific. Gene Ontology annotation, cellular component: nucleus. NCBI's taxonomy places the organism in Eukaryota, Metazoa, Chordata, Actinopteri, Syngnathiformes, Syngnathidae.